Caenorhabditis remanei is the source of this 762-nucleotide messenger RNA. RefSeq lists its product as uncharacterized. The record is from RefSeq and is a predicted model, not a curated record. The coding region runs from base 1 to 762 and encodes 253 amino acids. The transcript is spliced from 5 exons. NCBI's taxonomy places the organism in Eukaryota, Metazoa, Nematoda, Chromadorea, Rhabditida, Rhabditidae.
AUGCGUCUUCUUCUCUCGAUUCUUCUUCUAAUUAUUCCCCUUUCUUCCUGUUUCGGUAUUCAGAAAAAGCAAAAUGUUGUAAAUUUUUCUCUGAAAUCUCUGGACAAAUCAAGCACUUUCGAUUCACUUGAUAUUCUAAACAAGAACUUUGAAUCGAUUACGAAAUAUGUGAAUUUCAAUGGAAACUCCUCAAAACUGAAUGGAAGAAUCAGAUUGAACGAAAAUUUGGAGAAGAUCAUCUUGAGAUUAGCUAACGAACGAAUUGAACAGAAUGAAUUGUUGGUGUCUCUCGGUAAGAAAAACUCGAGUUACAUGACAGUCCACACUGAUUCCUAUAGAAUGAAGAUCUUCACUUCGAAACAAAUUGUUGAGAAAGAAAUAAUUCUCCAAAAAUCUGAUCCAAAUGGUUGUCAAUGUGCCCAUGGAAAUUGUGCAUGCUGUGCUGGUAUCUCAGUUCCAGAAUUCAGACAUUCCGUCUGUGUAAAUGCUACAUACAAUCCAGUCACAAUCGGAUUAGACUUGUCGAUUGGAGUGGAUGGACACUAUUUCAGUGAAGAGAUCUCUAUCCGCAAUCCUCCUCCAAUAUGCUUCUCUCUUCCAAUUCCUGGAGCAGAACACAUCGCUGGCGUCUGUGUUGCUUUUACAAAAUUGGAUUUGGAUAGAAAAGCUAAAAUUCUUUCCGGUUGCAUGGAUUUCGAAGUCGAGUUGAUCCACUUAAGAGUUCUCAGUUUCCACUUGGGAUGCUUCAGAAUGCCGAUUUGA